Molecule: messenger RNA, 510 nt
Organism: Fonsecaea erecta
Lineage: Eukaryota; Fungi; Ascomycota; Eurotiomycetes; Chaetothyriales; Herpotrichiellaceae
Exons: 1
Coding region: 1-510 (169 amino acids)
Source: RefSeq, a predicted model, not a curated record
AUGGUGGACAAAAUAUUAGCCUCCAAUUUGGCAAAUGCUAAAACCCAUCCAGUCUGUGGAGAUAGUGUCAGCGACAACCUGCACGUAUUUCCCGCUAUUUGUGAGGGCUGUAAGAAAAUCGGUGUGAUUGGAGAUUUCAUGGAGCUACCAGGUGCCAAGCUCGAACUUGUGAAGGCAUGGGCUCAUGGCAAGCGGAAGCCUUCGAGGCCCGAACAAGACACUGGAUCAGCCGAUGGCAACGACGAGGGUAUUGGGAAGGAGGAUGGACCCAGUGAGACCAUCAAGUUACCGCCUGAUAAGGGUAUCCUACUCGAAGGCAAAAGCAGAACUUCAACCACGUGUGCCUCAACUAUACCCGAGACGUCGAACACGAAUCGAGAUACAAGUUUAACCGCGAAUGGACCUGCCCCAGAUCUGGCUCAAAUCAAAUUGCGGGUUACAGCCUUGAAGACUAGAACAGAACGGUCACUCGCCAAGAUGCGAGGUCAGAGACCUCCAACAUCGGGCUGA